UUUUGUUUCAGAGUUUGGAUACUUUACAAACAACAAAAGCCCCCUUUCGCCUGUGCUACCGUUGCUCCGCCGUCACCGCAACCGCCGCCGCCGUAGCGCCGCUUGUGUUCUUGCUCUGGGCCUCUUUUCUCGCCGUUUCUCACCAUUUAGGUUGCCUGCACAAUCACAAUGCCGCGCAAGCCAACAAGAAGAGCCCAUUUGCAGAAGGCUCAGCCCGCUUUCUCUCGUUUGGCCCGUUCUAUGGCCUUACUUACGUCUGCCCGCAAGGCGAAACCGCAGAAUAACAAUUCCACGGUGCACCGAAAAGUUCCUACCAACUCCACAGAUGAACAUGAUACUAAAAAGUCAAAGUCAAAGAGGAAAGAGCCACAUUCGUCGUCUGAAGACGAGGAUUUUGAGGGAGUUGUACAAGCCGAUUUUGCGUUCUUUGACCCGAAGCCCGAUGAUUUCCAUGGAGUAAAGGUCUUGUUGCAGACUUAUUUAGAUAAUAAAGAAUGGGAUUUAAGCAGCUUUGUAGACUUAAUCUUGCAACAAACUACCGUCGGAACCGUAAUAAAGAUAGAAGACGAUGAAGAUAACGGAAUUUACGGUUUUGUUUCUGCUCUUAACUUGCAUAGAUACAAGGAUUGUAAAUGUAUGAUGGAAGUGAAGGAGUUUUUAUUAAAAAUGUGUCAAGAUAGUGACAAAAAGGAUAAGUUGAAAUCUUAUUUUGGAGAAAGAGCAGCACAUGUCGGUCUUCUGGUCUCGCAAUAUGUCGUGAAUCUGCCACCUCAGCUUUUACCACCGUUGUAUGAUGGUCUCUUCGAUGAAAUCACCUGGGCUACCGAAGAUGAGCCGACAGAGGAGUUUAGGAAGUCGUUCCGCUUCAAAUAUUAUUUAUUGGUCAGCAAAGUAUACAAGCAUAAAGGAGACCAGAAAAAGAAAGUUGGUAGCUCAAAUGAAGAAGAUGUAAUUUACUUGAAGCCAGAAGAUGAAAUAUUUCAUAAUCUCAGUGCAUGGUCCUUCUGCUUUCCAUUGCGCGGUCAACAGGUCACCACCAACGAGCUUAAAAACUACCAACCAAUGGGUUUAGUCAUGGCUGUUGAAGCGACACGCGUCUCAAGUUUCAAACAACAGCUGCAUUCAUUAAUCGACGAAUCAUAACUUAAACCCUGCUGAAAUUUUGCCUCCCUGAUAUCAUCUUAAUCUCCAAAUGUUACGAAAACCGACAACCUAAUAUAGCAGCUUCAAGCCUUAAAACUAUUUGAUUAAAUUAAUUAUUAUUAUUAUUAUUAUUAUUAUUCUGGUUAGUCAAAGAUGCAUUUGAAGGACAGUUAUCAACUUGUCAUUAAAGUUGAUACCAUAAAUUUUGAAUUAUGCAUCACAUCAUAUGUGAUUAUGUGGAGUGGAUUAGCGUUGUUUGUUCGGUCUGGUUUGCGCACCCAGCUGGUUACAUGGUCCAUUGGGGUGGGUUAGUUUUGAAGGGUGAAUGGGUAGGGGACCUCAUGUGGUCUUCUUUUAAAGAUUCUGUACUAUGGUGUUGCUUCAAUGAGUGGAAGUUGGAAUUGAUGUGUGAAAGAUUGAUUUCAAUGAUUUAUGUUUUUUUUUU
Helianthus annuus (common sunflower) is the source of this 1588-nucleotide messenger RNA. Its product is annotated as protein BCCIP homolog. The record is from RefSeq and is a predicted model, not a curated record. NCBI's taxonomy places the organism in Eukaryota, Viridiplantae, Streptophyta, Magnoliopsida, Asterales, Asteraceae. Gene Ontology annotation, cellular component: nucleus. The transcript has 9 exons. Bases 169 to 1143 code for a protein of 324 amino acids.